UUUUCAAAACAUUCCAGAUGAAGUGAACACUCAGUGUAAGGACUUUCUCCCUCUCCUUGCACUUAUACCACACACACUCACAGGCAGUGGACUAGAACUUUCCCUUCUUGGAUCAUGAUGAGAGUCCUUCAUUUCCUUGUUGUUUUAUUUGGUGGACUGGCUACAGCACAGCAACAGGCCUUAAUGGACUACUUAGAAAGGAGACUGCUUGCGAUUGAGGAUCGUAUCUCCUUGUGGCAUGAGCAGACAAGCCGCUACACUUCAGAGCUGCGGGAGCUCAAGCAGCAGAUUGUGGCUCAGCUUGAGGGCCUAGACAAAAACAAGGAGGCACUGCGUAGUGAACUGGAUGCGGUGGGUGUCCGUGUUGACCGGGUGGAACGUGAGAUGGAUUAUCUUGAGACACAGAACGGAGCACAACCCUGCGUAGAUGUGGAUGACAAGCUGGUGGAGCAGCAGGUGACUGUGGCCAGGGAGAAGAACAAGUCCAAAUAUGCCAAGCUUACAGACUGCAGUGUCAUGGUCUCAAGCAUUAAGGGCAUGAAGAUUCUCAAACGGGUUGGUGGUGCUAAAGGCAUGUGGACUAAAGACAUGGGUGUCUCCACUGGGAAGGUCUACAUCUUUAACGGUACAGGGGAGGACACACUCUAUGAGUUCAGUUCUGUGAGGGACUUCAGCUCUUCCCUAGGCUUCGCAGCAAGCAAAGCGGUCCAACUUCCCUCCUCCUGGCAAGGUAUGGGUCAUGCUGUGUACAACAAUCAUCUGUAUUAUGUAAAGGGCAGUGAGGAGAUAAAGCUGGUGAAGUUUGACCUACAGAAAGCUUCUGUGGUGGACAGUGCUGUCUUCCCUGCCAAGGACCAGCUCCCAGUCUACAGUCUUAACUCUGAGACCUACAUCGACUUGGCUAUAGAUGAAGAAGGUUUGUGGGCCAUUUACGCUACAAAGAAUAAUGAGAAACAUGUCUCAUUAGCCAAGGUGGAUGCUAAAACUCUGGCCAUUGAGCAGAUGUGGGAUACGCCUUGCCCAAGGGAGAAUGCAGAGGCAGCCUUUGUAGUGUGCGGCACAGUCUAUGUAGUCUACAACUCCAAGCUUCCCAGCCGCUCCCGAAUCCAAUGUGUUUUUGAUGUGAGUGAUAUGGUAACCAAUGAUGAUGCUCCUACAGUGUAUUUUCCAAAGCGUUAUGGCACUCAUUCAAGCUUCAAAUACAGUCCCAUUGAACAGCUAGUGUAUGCUUGGGAUGAUGGCUACCAGAUUCUUUACAAGUUACAAAUGAAGAAAAAAUUGGAGGUUUAGACUGUAUUGAAAUGGCUUGUAACUAAUAUAAACAAAAUCUGCUUGAAACCCUGGUUUGAUGUGGAUUUAUGUUGGAUAGGUUGCUGAGGUUUUUAUGACUGAAUAUUAAUCAUGUACCUAAAGGUACCAUUUAUUUUUUAAUUUUCUACCAUAAAACCUUUGCAGUAGCACAAUUCCCCCAUCUCUAACUAUUAUGUAAUGGUUUGCCUUUAUAUGGGACUAAGUAUGUUUAUAUCUAAAGCCUUGUACUGGUGUACCACCUACUGUACUGGCUACCAAUGAUAACCAGAGCUUCAAAAUGAAUUAUCUAUACAAUAAUUUGCAAAUGUUUAUGCCUGGAAUAUAUCCUUAUAUUAUGUCUAACUGUUUUCCUACACAUGUCUGGAAUAUAUCCUUAUAUUAUGUUUAACUAUUUUGUACACAACUGAAUAUUAAAUUGAACAACUAGAACUAAAUCAUGGUUAUUCAAUCACAUUUUUAUAUAAGACAUUUAUAUAAAGACAGCAGGCAUUUAAAAUGUUAAGGGAUUCAAUUAGAACUUAUUUGGUACCCACGUAAACAAAUGUUUGCCAAACUAUUUUUCACCAUAUUAAAAAAAACAAAAAAAACAAAAAAAAAAACAAA
This is a messenger RNA of Ictalurus furcatus (blue catfish), 1914 nucleotides long. RefSeq names its product olfactomedin-like 3b (gene olfml3b). NCBI's taxonomy places the organism in Eukaryota, Metazoa, Chordata, Actinopteri, Siluriformes, Ictaluridae. Bases 115 to 1290 code for a protein of 391 amino acids. The record is from RefSeq and is a predicted model, not a curated record. Gene Ontology annotation, biological process: signal transduction. The transcript is spliced from 3 exons.